GCCCUAAUUUUCUGAGUCCAUCGGAAGUCGCUCAACCACGUGGUCCACAUUGCCGCACCCCGGACAUGGAGAAGUCGGCGGACGACCAGCUCUGCGAAGCGGCCGCCGCCGGCGACUGUACCCGGAUCGCCACUCUUCUAUCCUCCGGAGCAGACCCCACUUACUUCGACGCUUCCGGGAUGACCCCCCUAAUGCACGCCGCCCUGCAUGAUCACGCGGCCGCCUCCAGCAUCCUUCUCUCCGCAGGCGCCCCGUGGAACGCGCUCUCCCCUUCCAAGCUCUCAGCCGGCGACCUCGCCAUGGAGCACGGACACCAGGAGGCCUUCGACGUUCUCCUCAACGCCGGCAUACAGGCGGAGCUCGUCCUGGGGAGCGUCGCCCGCGCGGAGCGCAAAGGCGAGGGGGAUGGAUCGAGCUACCUGGAGGAGAGGGUGUCCUUUAGCGAGGACAAGGUGAUGGAUUCGGAGAGCAAGGCGGUGAUGAUGGACUGGGAGAGGCCGCUGAUGGAAGCGCACGCGAGGGCCGUCUGCGGCGGUGGCGGCGGAGGGAGAGUGCUCAAUGUGGGCUUCGGAAUGGGGCUCGUCGAUGAAGCGAUUCAGAGGUACGGGCCCGUGGAACACACUAUCGUGGAGGCGCAUCCGGAUGUUUAUGAGAGGAUGCUGCGAUGUGGAUGGGGAGAGAAGGAGAAUGUCAAGAUUGUUUUUGGCCGAUGGCAGGAUGUUCUUCCUCAGCUUGAAUCUUAUGAUGGAAUAUUUUUCGAUACUUAUGGAGAAUACUACGAGGACUUGAGGCAGUUUCACCAGCAUCUUCCUAAGCUAUUGAAACCUGAUGGUAUCUAUUCCUACUUCAAUGGUCUCUGUGGCGAUAAUGCAUUCUUCCAUGUGGUUUACUGUCAGUUAGUGGCAUUAGAACUUGGAAAUUUAGGCUAUUCAACACAGUUCAUUCCCUUGCCUGUUAAAGAUUGCUUGGCUGAGGAAGUAUGGGAGGGUGUGAGACGCAAAUACUGGCAGCUCGAUACGUAUUACCUUCCGGUUUGUCAACCAUCCGGUGACUCAGAGUAAUCACUUUGUGCCAUGCUUGACGCUGCAGUUGUGAAGUAGCUGAAAUAGGCUUUGUGAGGUGACGAAGAACAUGAAAGUUUUUGUUUUUUCUAUUGAUUUGGAAGGAUAAGUUAACUUCUACAAGGAUUCUUAUUCUCUCAAUUUGUUUUAUUGUUCAUAAAUCUUAUUUUGUUAUUUAAGAUUUAUUAUCCCAUGCAUUA
Molecule: messenger RNA, 1261 nt
Organism: Zingiber officinale
Lineage: Eukaryota; Viridiplantae; Streptophyta; Magnoliopsida; Zingiberales; Zingiberaceae
Product: protein arginine N-methyltransferase 2-like
Exons: 2
Coding region: 66-1061 (331 amino acids)
Cellular component (GO): cytoplasm; nucleus
Molecular function (GO): protein-arginine N-methyltransferase activity; protein binding
Source: RefSeq, a predicted model, not a curated record